Panicum virgatum (switchgrass) is the source of this 1489-nucleotide messenger RNA. Its product is annotated as transcription factor PCL1-like. The coding region runs from base 423 to 1196 and encodes 257 amino acids. Gene Ontology annotation, molecular function: DNA-binding transcription factor activity; DNA binding. The transcript has a single exon. Lineage: Eukaryota; Viridiplantae; Streptophyta; Magnoliopsida; Poales; Poaceae. Gene Ontology annotation, biological process: regulation of DNA-templated transcription. The record is from RefSeq and is a predicted model, not a curated record. Gene Ontology annotation, cellular component: nucleus.
GCGUUUGAUGCCGAACGAGGGAAGGAUCGGAUCGGACGGCUGGCGAUGGAUGGAAAAGCGAAGGGAUCAAAAAUAUCGGGGGGAGCGGUCCACGUGGAUCCAUCCUGAUCUGCGCUUUUGCUCUUUAUUCCCAUUUCCCCCAUUAUUAAAUUCCCAAUCUGUCCUUCCUUCCAUCCAGCACAGCAGCAGCCGCCGCCCAACCCAAGAAAAUAUCUUCGUCGCAUCGUCGUCUUCUUCCUCGCUCCCCUCUUUCCUCUCCCGACCCACCCGCCUCGCCUCCUCCGGCCGCCGGCAGAAGGGCCUUCCUUCUUUUCUGGUGGAGGGGAGGGGAGGGGACUAGAAAGAAAGAAGAAAUUGGCCCCUUGAUUCGGUUCGGGCCUCCAAUUGCUGCUGCAAUCGACUCAAAUCGAUCGGGGGUGGGGAUGGGAGAGGAGGCGGCGGACGACUACGACCUGGAGCUGCUGGGCGGCGCCGAUUGCGAGCGGGUGAUGGAGUGGGAGACUGGCCUCCCCGGCGCCGACGAGCUGACCCCGCUUUCCCAGCCGCUGGUCCCGCCGGGCCUGGCCGCCGCCUUCCGCAUCCCGCCGGAGCCCGGGCGGACGCUGCUGGACGUGCAGCGCGCGUCGGCGGCCACGGUGUCGCGGCUGCGGCGCGCGUCGUCGUCUUCAUCGUCGGGGUCCUUCCAGCCAUACUUCCUGUCUGGAGCAGGAGCAGAAGGAGGAGCAGCAGCAGCAGCCGCCGAGGCGACCAACAACUCGUCGAAGCGCCCCCGUCUGGUGUGGACACCGCAGCUGCACAAGCGGUUCGUGGACGUGGUGGCGCACCUGGGGAUCAAGAACGCGGUGCCCAAGACCAUCAUGCAGCUGAUGAACGUGGAAGGGCUCACCCGGGAGAACGUGGCGAGCCACCUGCAGAAGUACCGGCUGUACGUGAAGCGGAUGCAGGGGCUCUCCAACGAGGGGCCCUCCGCCUCCGACCACAUCUUCGCCUCCACGCCCGUGCCGCACAGCCUCGUCCACGAGCCGCAGGCGCAGGUGCCGGCGCCGGCGCCGCCCAUGUGGGUCACCGUCGGCAUGCUGACCGGCAGCAACAGCGGCAGCGGCGCAGCAGCGGGAUACGGAGGAUACGGAUACGGAUACGGAUACCAGCAGCAGCAGCUGGCGUCCCACCACCACCACCGCGCCGGCGACAAAUGACACCCAGCUACUGCUAUUGCUAUUGCUGCUGCUGCUGCUGGUCCUCCUUCCUAAUCAAUCAAUUAGUCAUUCAAUAAGACAAGUGAAUAGAAGAGAAGAGAGGUUUGCAGCACCAGCAGAUUUGAGAAUGUAUGCUGCUGCUGCUGCUGCUGCUGGAGAGGAGAAUUGCAUUGCAUUGCAUUUAAGCCUAAUUCCUGAUAUCAACCAACCAACCAACCAAUUGUAUAAGUGAGUUGACUGUGUAUUAGCCUGCCUGUCACAGAUUAAUAAACAAUUCUCUCUCUCUCUUUGUA